Molecule: messenger RNA, 1005 nt
Organism: Sycon ciliatum
Lineage: Eukaryota; Metazoa; Porifera; Calcarea; Leucosolenida; Sycettidae
Exons: 1
Coding region: 1-1005 (334 amino acids)
Source: RefSeq, a predicted model, not a curated record
AUGUCGUCUUGGCGUUCCCGCUCUUCUGUUCCCGGCGUGUCCCUGCGCUCACGCCCUGACCGGAAGCUUGUUGGGGAUCGAACAACCAAGGCGCGACUGAACACGUACCAAGUUACCGAGUCCCAGUUCGCUGAUGAUGCCGCUAUAUACACCACAUCAAGAGAACAUCUGGAGACCCUGGCAAACGAGUUCAUCGCCUGUGCCUCUCAGUGGGGUCUCACUGUCAGCAUCGCCAAGACAAAGGCCAUAGCAGUCGGCCCGGGGGACCUACAACCUGAUGUCGUCCUCGAUGAUGGUGGGGUUGUGGAGAUGGUCUCCGGCUUUACUUACCUCGGUAGUGUGGUGAGUUGCGAUGGGUCACUGGACGUGGAGAUCACCUCCCGCUUGGCCAAGGCAUCUCGUGUGUUUGGUUGCCUCCUGACCCCGAUUUUCCGGUGCCGGGGUUUAUCCAUCGGCAUUAAGUGCAUGGUAUAUCGCGCUUUUGUCCUGAGCACUCUGUUCUACGGUGCAGAGACAUGGGCUGUGAAGGCUACCCACGUCCAUCGGCUGACCGUCUUCCAUCGCUCCUGUAUUCGGUCUAUCCUCGGUGUAUCGCGGAUCCAGCAGUGGGAGGACAGGCUCACAUCGGCAGAAUUGGGCAGGCGAUUUGGCAUGUCUCUUGACAUCUCCGAUUUGCUCCGACAGCAUCGUCUGCGCUGGCUGGGGCACAUUGCCCGUAUGGAGGAACACCGCACUCCGCAGCAGAUGGUAUUUGGCGAGUUAUAUGCCACUCGCCCCCGCCACGGUCCGAAGAAGCGAUGGCGUGACGUUGUUGUCACUGAUCUAGCUGCGGCACAGAUCGGAGAGGGAGAAUGGUUCCAUCAAGCCCAGGAUCGCCCAACCUGGAAGCGGUUGUGUCGUCAGCAGCCUCCUCCACCCGGACCGAAAGAGUUCCGUUGCGCAUGUGGCCGUCCCUUUGGCCGCAUUGGGGACCUGAAGAGGCACGCCCCCCACUGCCGCGUCUGA